Messenger RNA from Sipha flava (yellow sugarcane aphid), 411 nucleotides. RefSeq lists its product as uncharacterized. The record is from RefSeq and is a predicted model, not a curated record. The transcript has 2 exons. Lineage: Eukaryota; Metazoa; Arthropoda; Insecta; Hemiptera; Aphididae. Bases 1 to 411 code for a protein of 136 amino acids.
AUGUUUACAGUACAGGCGGCAGCGUCCGACUAUUGGGAUUUCGGCGGCACAUGGUCGUCGGACCCGGCUGGCGUUUGGUUUGACAUGGACGUGCGCAACACAGUGGGCAUAGACAAGAAUAUACCCGUAAAAAUAUCUGACAGAGUGAUGGGCACGAAGUCUUCCGGCUUCAUGAACAAACGUUGGAUGGCAAAAGCCAACGCGAAGUACGGCCAUCUCGGGCCGGUAUCGUUGUUUGCCAUUAACCGUUUGGAAAGAAGCAUAGCAGUGUUCGUCGGAUUUGUCCAUUCACAAAACAGUAAAGAUUUCAUAACAGGCAUGUGGACUAUAGGAAGAAACUGUACGAAUAAUUUGGACAUUCAUCAGUCCGUAUUAAAUGUACCGGAUGUUUUGCGUAGAGAUAUCACUUAA